CGCGCGCACACACACACACAACCCGUCUCUUAUUGCGAUAUACGUGAGUGCGCGUCUCUAAUCAUCCAACCAGCCCGCGAGCCCGCACUCCUCAAACCAAACCGCAGCCGAACCAAGCUGAGCCGAACCGCGCCGCGCCGAUCCGAGCCAAACCUAUCCGAGAAUCCAGCUCCCCAACACAGGCAGCAGAGGAGGAACGAUGAGCUGGUAGCGCAUCUUUACGCACCCGACCCGCCGUCCGUCCUCAUAAACCCUCAUUCUCCGUCUUUACGUUUAAAUUUUCACGCCGAGACCAUGGAGACGGCAGUUCCCAGGACCGAUAUGAUAAUUUCCCAGCUGCUCCUUUUGAGCCAAAUAGUUGUGGCAGCAGAGCCGCUGGUCCGAGGUCUGAAGAAACUCCCAGAGGACAUCGACUGGUCGUACUCAGGUACCCUGAACCAGCGUAACUGGGGUAAGAAGUACCCGUCCUGUACCAGUGCCAGGCAGUCUCCCGUGGACAUUGACGAAACGUUCACCCAGGUUAGGCUGCAGUACCAAAACCUGCAACUAGAAGGGUGGGACAAGCUUACAGCAGAGUCCAGCACCAUCCACAACAAUGGGAAGACUGUGGCCAUCAAUGUGGAAGGAGAGUUCUAUGUGAGUGGAGGAGGUCUGAGCUCCAGGUUUCGUGUUGGUAGAAUCACCUUCCACUGGGGCCGCUGCAACGCAACAUCAGAUGGGUCUGAACACAGCCUGAAUGGAAUGAAAUACCCUCUGGAGAUGCAGAUCUACUGUUACGAUCCAGAUGACUCUCAAAGGCUGGAUGAUGCUAUCAGGGAAGGAGGAAGGGUCUCUGCUUUGGCUGUACUCUUUGAGAUCAGCCUGGAAGACAACGAGAACUUAAUUCCUGUUAUCGAUGCAGUCAACACUGUCAGCAGGUUUGGUAAGAGUGGGUCAUUGGAAGCCUUCACCUUACGGUCCCUGCUGCCUAAUAACACAGAUAAAUAUUACAUCUACAAUGGUUCUCUGACUGCCCCUCCCUGCACUGAAAUGGUGGAGUGGAUUGUCUUUAAAAACACUGUGGCCAUAUCAGAAACACAGUUGGAGGUGUUCUGUGAAGUGAUGACCAUGGAGCAGGCUGGUUAUGUGAUGCUGACGGAUUACCUGCAAAACAACUUCAGGGAGCAGCAGCAACAAUUCAUGGGUCAGGUGUUUGCCUCGUACACCGGGGUGGAGGACGUGCUCACACCCACCUGCAGCUCGGAGCCAGAGAACGUUCAGGCUGAUGCCCAGAACGACACCACCAUCGUGGUGACGUGGGAGCGUCCCCGCGUGGUUUACGACACCACCAUCGACUGGUACACUGUCACCUACCAGAGGCUGCAGGGCCGAGACCAGAGCAAGCAGGAGUACAGGACCGAUGGGGACCAGGAUGUGGGUGCCAUCAUUCCCAGCCUGCUGGCCAACAGCAGCUAUGUAGUUCAGGUGGUGGCUGUUUGCACCAAUGGACUCAGAGGACGAUGGAGCGACCAGAUUAUAGUGGACAUGCCGUUAGAAGAUCCUGAAAGUGAUUCAGAUUCUGACACUGUCACAAAAGACUUGGAGGGUUACAGGCAGGUCUUAUCUAAAGGCAGAUGGGGGAGGCCUGAGAACCAAAAUCAGGUGGAUUUGUCUCUGGAGGACCACAGCCCUGUUGAAGAGAUCCCAGUAGAGCAGACCAGAGUUUACCAGAACCAGCCUACACACCACCAGAACCAGCCGAGAGACCAAACCCAAGCAAACCAGAACAUCCCAGUCCAGGUCAGCCCCCAUUCGACCCCAAAGACUCCCUCCGACUCUGCAGUUCUCCAGAAAACUCAACUCAACCAGAGCGUGAAAAAGAAACCGGGCCGAAACAAGUCUAAACCAGAUGAUAUGGAUCAGAACUGGAUUGAUGAGGACAGGAGGAUCCCAACCAACCGGCCCAUUACUAAUGCAGGUUUUGACAGCAAUGGUGCAAUCUGGGUAACUGAGACAACUGAACGGCCGGGCUUCCUGUUUCCAGUUGCUCGGACCACCACACUGCCAAUUAUCCACAGACAAAUGACUGAGGAGGCAUCAUUGUCAGUUUUGCCACAUCAGUCAGGAGAUACACCAGACCAAGCUGGUGAAAGUGGCGUGCCCUCUCCUCAGUCGGACCUCAACACACCUCCUGUGGAGGACAUCCAGGUCACAGAUAUCUUCUAUGAAGACACAGUCAACAACUUUCCACUGGAAACCACCAUCUCCACUGCAACACAGUCUGCUGCUGUUGUGGUGCCAGGUAAUAAAGUGGACAGAGUCCCCCCACUGUCCCCUGAAGACAGCGAUGCCCCAGUGAACAAACCUCCACCAGAAACCAUCACGUCAGUUUCCUCCUCCCUCUGGAUCACCGCAAGGACUGCAACUGCCAGCAACACCCUCGCCAAUUCAGUCUACAAAUCAUUCACCACCUCAUCUCUUCUCAAGGUGCUGAUGCAUACAACCCAGCCCAUGUUCAAUGCAAACACACCCAGGUCUGAGGACUCAACCGUUGACCUCUCCUCUGGCUUAACAAACUCUGCUGCAGUCUCUGUCCCAAAAAGAUUAUUCAGUUUGUCACCUCCAUCACUCAACCCCAUCAAUGAAUACCCCAGCAGUUUCAGUCCUUCUCUUGCCCUCCCUGAAGAUGAGAGGAGUGGUGUUAACUUUCAUCACAAUGACAAGUCCUCUGAGGAGCACUCUAUUGUCCAUCUAGAAAUGGAUUUAGAACGCCCUCAGAUUUCUACCACUUUGGGUUCUCAAAAUCACUUAAGCACUGAGUACUCUCUUCCUCUUCUGUCUGAUUAUGACUUGAGUCCCAUCAACUUAUCAAAAACAAGCUCUGUUGAAAAUGCUUUAAAUAGAAAUGCUCCUCAUUCUCAAAGUGACAUUAGGAUUCAAGAUAGACUGAACAUCUUGCCACAUCCCAACAAUGAAGAGGAACUGAGGAUGACUGGACGUAAUGACAACCACAACUCUCUCUUUGAUUCUAAAGAUUUGGAUCUUUCAGACGGAUCAACAGGGGACAGUGGAUCAGGCUCUGGCCUUGAUGGUAAUGGGCUCAAUCAAGACUUUGAUGAAGUGGCUACAAUCAAGACUGACCUUUCUACUUUUGCAAGCUUAACUGUUAGCUUCAAGGUGGAUGAUACUAGGGAAAAGAGUAGAUCAACUGCAACUAAGAUGGCAACUGAAACAAAUAAGGAUAUAGAUAGGGCAAGAAGUAAUAAAGGUGGCACAAAACAGUGGGAAACAGCAGCAGAGAAAGAGAUAGCAGAGAAUGAUAGUGAGCUAAGUCAUGAGGAAGAAGAAAAGAUUGGAGGAGAAGGACUAAAUGAGACUGUGAAUGAGGUAGUGUGGAAAAUGGAUAGAGAAACAGAGGAUAGUGCCAGAUGGCUCAGUAGCAUAGCAGGAUGUGACAUGCUGAAAGAAAAAGAGAGAGAAACUGAAGGUGAAACUGUAGGAAAGACUGAGAAUGACACUGAGAACGGCAGUGGAAUUGAAAGCGUUAGAGUUUUUAGCUGGCCUGAAGAUGUCAGUGGUUCUGGAGAGGGUGGUGGAGAUGGAGGGGAAAAUGAUAAAGAAAAAGGAAAGAUAACCAGUGAUGGUAAGGAGGAUAUCAAAGCUCUAGCUGAAAAGGAAAGUGAUAGUAAAGGCAAUGGAAGAAAAGACAGCAACAAAGAUGCUGUACUUGGAGGGAGAGAUGGUCUGCAGCUGUCUGUCAGUCAAAAUAAACCCAAAGCAGAGUUCCCACUGUUUGACAGCAGUGAAGAAAAUAGCAAUGGUGAUGGACAUGAUGAAGAAGAUGAAAAUAAAAGUCUUGACAGGUCUCUCAAGGACAACUGGGAGGGAGAUGGUGAUGGUAAACUAAAAGUAGGAAUGGAGAGUGUGGAACAUAUUGAAGAAGGUGGUACAGAGGAUAGUGAUGCAGUUGUAAUUGGAGAAAGUUUGCAGCAGUUCUCAAGUGUGGACAGACUGUUGUUUGAUGCUGCAAGAAGUCCUGUUUUGGGGCGUAUAGUCCCUCUGCUCAGACUGACAGAUGCCAACAAGGCAAUGGAGGAGCAAAUGGAAGAGGGCAGCAACAGCAGCCACGAGUCUCGGGUCGGGCUGGUCGGAGGCGUGGAGAGGGAGAAGAGGACAGUCGUUCCUCUGGCUGUCGUCUCCACUCUCACCAUCCUCUGUCUGUUGGUACUGGUGGGCAUACUCAUCUACUGGAGAAACUGUUUUCAGGCAGCAAAUUUCUACCCAGAUGACAGUGCAUCACCUAAAGUCAUAUCUGCUCCGUCUACACCCCUGCUGCUGGCCACAGACGGUCAUGAGCCGCUGACAGUGAAGCAGUUUGUGAAGCAUGUCAUGGAGCUGCACACCACCAACACCUUCUACAAGGAGUUUGAGAUUGUCAAAGAAUCCUAUGAGGAGGUGCAAGCGUGUACAGUGGACAUGGGUAUCACCGCUGACAGCUCCAAUCACCCUGACAACAAAAGCAAGAACCGCUACAUCAACAUAUUAGCCUAUGACCAUAGCAGAGUGAAGCUCUCCAACAGCUUGGACAGAGAUGGGAAAUGUGGGGACUAUAUCAACGCUAACUUUGUUGAUGGUUAUGAGCGAACAAGGGCGUACAUCGCAGCUCAGGGUCCUCUCAGAGCGGGCAGGGAAGACUUUUGGAGGAUGAUCUGGCAGCAGAAUGUCGGAGUCAUCGUCAUGAUCACCAACCUCAAGGAGAAAGGACGGACAAAGUGCGACCAGUACUGGCCAGACGAGAACCAGGAGGAAUACGGUCCAUACCAGGUGACCCUGAAAAGCAGCAAGACCCUGGCUUACUACACAUUGCGGACGUUCACUGUCAGAGACACCACAAAUAAGGUGUCUCAGAGAAGGGUUGAACACACAGUCCUCCAUUACCACUACACCCAGUGGCCAGACAUGGGUGUCCCAGAAUACACUCUGCCCGUCCUGUCCUUCAUCAGAGCAUCCUCCCGGGCCCGGACACAGGAGAUGGGACCUGUCCUGGUACACUGCAGUGCUGGUGUAGGACGGACAGGAACAUACAUAGUGAUAGACAGCAUGCUGCAGCAGAUCCAGGAUCAGGGGACAGUGAACGUUCUCGGUUUCCUAAAACAUGUGCGGACUCAGAGGAACUUCCUGGUUCAGACAGAGGAGCAGUACGUGUUCAUCCAUGACGCUCUGGUGGAGGCCAUCUUGAGCCGUGAUACCUCUGUGACCUCUGACCUCCUCCACACCUAUGUGUCUGACCUCCUGACCCCUGGGGCGUCAGGCAGGACACGCAUGGACAAACAGUUCAAGUUGAUCAGUCAGCGCCAGGCGAAGCACGCAGACUACAGCACUGCCCUGAAAGAUGGCAACGCUGAGAGGAACAGAGCCAGAGCUCUGAUGCCUGUGGAGAGGUCAAGAGUUUGUCUGACUGCUUCAGAAUCAAACUCCACAGGCUACAUCAACGCCUCGUACGUCAUGGGACAUCACCACAGUAAGGAGUUCAUAGUGAGCCAGACUCCUCUGAGCAGCACUGUGGCUGAUUUCUGGAGAAUGAUCUGGGAGCACAACACACACACUGUCGUUCGUCUGCCAGACACACACUGUCAGGGUGAAGAGGGGGAGUGUUGCGUCUGCUGGCCCAGUAGAGACCAACCAAUGAACUUUGAGGGUUUCACUGUGUCCUACUCGGGGGAGGAGCAUGUGUGUCUGUCCAAUGAUGAGAGACUUUUGGUGCAGGACUUUACAGUGGAGUCUCCACAGAACAAUUAUGUGUUGGAGGUGCGUCAGUACAGCGCACCCUGCUGGCCAAACCCAGACAGUCCCAUCAGGAACAGUUUUGAUCUGGUCAACACAGUCAGGGAGCACAGCAGACACACAGACGGACCUAUGGUCGUACAUGAUCCGUUGGGAGGUGCUACAUCAGGGCUGUUCUGUGCUCUCACCACCCUGUCCAGCCUACUAGAGGAGGAGGGAGCUGUAGACGUCUACCAGGUGGCACGGAUGACCAACCUUAUGAGGCCUGGGGUGUUUAAUGAUAUAGAGCAGUACCAGUAUCUGUACCGAGCCGUGCUCAGUCUGGUGAGCAGCCAGGAGGACCAGAGAGCCCUGCAGAGUCCAGAAACCAACGGAUCUGUACCACUGGGGCAGACCAACAUCGCAGAGAGCCUGGAGUCACUCAUGUAGACAUGCACACACAAACACACACACACACACACACACACGCAAAUUUAACACAUAAACAUGUUGCGUACACAGAAAAUACAUCAACAAGCACACACACACAUACACAUAGCAGUAUAGACUGAGUGACAUGUGAUGAGAGGACAAACACCAACAGCUCUGUGUCUGUGGUUCAUAGUCAUGUCAACUGAGCAUGCUGAUGCUGUAAUGCGCGGUAUGUUCAGUGACCAGAGAUCAUUAUUCACAAUUGAAAAAUAAAAGGCAAUGAUCUAGUAAAGCUAUAAAUCAUCAAAAGCCCUGUAGAGUCUGAAAACAAAAUCAUACUUUUUAUGAUGAGGGAACCAGGAUCUCCUGAUACGUCACCUCUCUGACACAGUGACUACACCCAAAAUCUUUUCCCACACAUUUCUUAUCUGAACGUCUGGCAGGUUGAGACAGGCAUUUAACGUGACUAUCUGUACUUACCAUACUGUCAGUGUGAGCAUGCACAGCAGACUUAGCUACAGAACCAACAGGCUGACUUUUACUUUAAGAGAGAAGAGGUACCACUUUCUAAUAAGACAACCUUUAAAAGUGAACUAAUGACUUUAAUCAUGGCUAAUAAAUCAACAUUAUAACUUAUUUUGUUAUAAGUUAUAAUGUUUGGAUUAGCAGGCUGUCAAAGCUCCAUAUGACUGGACCAAAAACACAUGUAGUAACAUCAACAAAUGUGAUGUGGUGUGUGAUGGCUUCUAAGAAAGUGAAAAACCCCACGAGCGUUUAGGUUAAUUAUUAAAAAGUGGUACCAGAAAAACUUCACUGCCUUUUCAAGCAAAAACCUACAAAUGUUCCAACUGUGUAUCUGUUGCUAGUCAGCAUGGAGCCUGAAGCAGCAGAGCUUCAACACUGUCUGAGAGGAGGCCUGAACAUCCACUGAAAAAGACUAAAGAAAUGUCGAAAAAUUCAAAAAGAAUUUCUAACCUCAUCAUUUCCCAAUAUUUCAUUGGAAAUGAUAAUCCUUGAUACACCAACAACACACCUACCUUAAACUCUUACCUUAAACUUUUAACUUCUAUUUGAAUCUUUAAACAUGUAUUUCUUUUAUUUGUGGCUUCUCGUUUUCUCUUGAUUUUAUUAUUGUUUUUCUCUCAUUUAUUUCCUUCAUUCUUCUAAAACGCAGAAAUAAAUAUUAAUAAAAAUUCCCAUUGGCAAACAGGCAAAACUACAAAUUGAAGCAAGAAAAUGUGAAAAUACAGUUAAAUAUAAAUAAAAUGUAAAUGAAAAUAGAAACCAUUUACCUGCAGAAUAUUUUCUACACUGCACAUUAACCAGCUGAUUUUGGGGCUCUAACCAAACUCUCUAAGUCCUCACAGUGACAGUAAAAUGACUGCUGGUGUUUACUGCUGUUUCUGUCUCGUUGCCUCUGGCUCCAUGGUCUCUGGUGCCCUGUGCCUUUUGUAAUUCACGUUCUUGUUCUUUAAAUCUGUUUUGAUACAACUGUGUGACUAAUAUGCCAAAAUAAUGAUGUGUGAUUUUUAUCUAUUUUCUUAAAGGGGAUCAGUGUCUCGUUUUGUUUGUAAAGGUCGGAGAGAAGACGGAGAAGUGUCACCAGAUGUUUUGUAUAAAAUGUGAUCUGGAAUUUAAAGGGAUAUUCCACCUGAACUCUGUCUUUUGAGUGUCAACCACUCCCUAUAGGUUUGACAGCUGUAGCCGUGGCUGUAUAAUGGAUUCUAAUGUUUUCAUAGUAGGCAGAAAAUAUCACAGCCUCUCAGACCACUCUUGUAGCAGAAGAAUCAUUAAUCUGAGACAGCUGCCAUAUUGUUGCAAACAUUUAGAUUGAGACAGCGAGAAAAAAGACAAACAGCCGAACUUACUGAUAUUUUGGGAGGAUUUCAAUUCUGAUGAACCUCAGCAACUGAAAAUGAAAUUCAGAAGCUGAGAGCUGUGACUUUGAAUCCCCGCAGCCCCUGUGCCACCCGCUAUGACUGUUUUCAUUUCUGAGGAACGUUUCCACUGCGUCAGGCUAAAUCAGUCAACCUCUGAAUCACUUUCAGACGACACCGCAGCUCGAAUCUGUGCGAAUCUGAGGGCGAUUCAGAGCAGAUAUGUCUGUAAUUUGUCUGAACUCUUUCUGUGUAAAUUUCCCUGAAUACAUCAAAAGGCCAAAUUACUGUAUGUUUAUAUUGUACCUCUAUAUAUUUUCUAUUUUACUAUAAAAGGUGAUUUUCUAGUCAUUUACACAUAUAUAACUGUGUGGCUUCUAUUUGAUAAUUUUAGCCUGAAAAUAUUGAUCAUGUUUAUAGUUUUAAUGGAAUGUUAUCUCUUUUUAUCUUUAUGAUUAAGUAGCAGCUUCAUGUCUAUACCUUUAUCUCCAGAUAUAAACUGGUGCAGUAUGUACAGUAUAUAGCAACAAAAUUAAAGAUCUGUUUCAAACCUAAUCUUGUCUCCUUAAUUUGACACACGACAAACAGGAUUAUAGCUUUAUCAUGCUUUUAUUUAUUUAUACUAUAAUACAUUGUAUUGCAUUGUCUCCCCUGAUGGACCUGUACAUGACAUGAUAGUAACAAACAAAAGUCAAAUAAUCAAUGCAUAACCAUGAAAGGUUAACAAGUCAAAAGCAAAAAAUAUAUAUUUCUAUAUAAUCAUAUUAAUAUUUGUCAUUACACAUUAUACUGUAGCAGUCACAUAAGAUAAAGUGUAUAUAGUGCAUUAAGAAUAAACCUCGUUAUGCAGUGAGAGUAUGAGUGCCCAUCCUGGAAAUAUAUAUAUUUUUUCGCUAUUUCUGAUUUUUUUUUCUUCUUUUUUUCAGUUUUUCAAGCACUUCAACCCCAAG
Molecule: messenger RNA, 9001 nt
Organism: Lates calcarifer (barramundi perch)
Lineage: Eukaryota; Metazoa; Chordata; Actinopteri; Centropomidae
Gene: ptprz1b
Product: protein tyrosine phosphatase receptor type Z1b
Exons: 33
Coding region: 295-6192 (1965 amino acids)
Biological process (GO): peptidyl-tyrosine dephosphorylation
Molecular function (GO): protein binding; protein tyrosine phosphatase activity
Source: RefSeq, a predicted model, not a curated record